This is a messenger RNA of Coccidioides immitis RS, 1035 nucleotides long. RefSeq lists its product as uncharacterized. Bases 114 to 491 code for a protein of 125 amino acids. NCBI's taxonomy places the organism in Eukaryota, Fungi, Ascomycota, Eurotiomycetes, Onygenales, Onygenaceae. The transcript has a single exon. The record is from RefSeq and is a predicted model, not a curated record.
CGAUCCUGUCGUCAAGAUCCGUAUUAUUCCUAGAAAGUAAAAUACGAUCAGAGACUCAUUUUGCGAGGCAGUUGAACCCCCACGGGAAGCGUUGAUGCCAUGCUCAAAAGACGAUGCGAUGUUGCUUGUUGUCUGUGCUGCCAUUACACGUGAUUGCUGACUCAUAUGUUGCUCGUUUUCACAGGGGCAACGCGCAUCGUCCGGCAAACCCCGUCGGCCAUGACGGUUACGAGGCGAGAGGUGUUGGUGAUGACGGCUCAAUGUCGAGAUCAGCAUCCAGUGUCAUGAAUCUCGUAUCAACUGCUGAGUUCGAGGUAAUUGCGCAUGAUGUACGGCCUGAUAUGACCUGGUUGUUUUUUGUCAGCUUCCACUGCUUCGACCUCUCAGCCCUGGAGCGGACCACGGUUUUGUCUCGUUCCGAAUCAAAUAUUCAGCACGGCGAUGUCCAGGAUAGAUCUUCUACAGGAUCACCAGCCUUGUUAUUCGUCUGAUCCCUCAUUACAGGGCGCUUUGACAUGGUUGCAUUCACCUUGUUGCCUGUUCUGAGGAGGAAAGAAGACGGUCGAGUUAUCAAUCUCCAACGUCUAUAUAUGGACACGAGCCAAACAGAGUCAAGUCUCAUUGCAUGAUCUGCAUCCCGCAGCCAACCCAGGAGCCACCACCCUGAUACGAUGUCGUCAACUUGCAAUGCACAGCCUGGCAAUUCAUCAUUGGUCUCACAGACCACUCAAUUACCGUUAAGCUUCUGGUUACAUACUAUGAUACGACGAUCGGGUUAGCGGAGGCGCAUACUCGCGCCGAAGACGCCCGUAUACACGUGUGUAUCCAUCAUGUGCAUAUUUGCCUCUCGCAAUACUCCGGACCAGGUGGGCUCCUCAGCCUUCUCGUGCAUGUUUCCCAAGGCUUGCUAUGCAUGGAAGUGAGAGUGUGGGCAAAAGUGAGGUUGAUGGUGGUGUUGAUAUCCAGCAGCCCGACUGGUAAAUAAUCAUUUAACUGGCCAGUCAGUUCAAUAGACUCGUUGCUAUAAACAAUCGC